Messenger RNA from Lentinula edodes (shiitake mushroom), 1055 nucleotides. RefSeq names its product ribulose-5-phosphate 3-epimerase. Bases 66 to 746 code for a protein of 226 amino acids. NCBI's taxonomy places the organism in Eukaryota, Fungi, Basidiomycota, Agaricomycetes, Agaricales, Omphalotaceae. Gene Ontology annotation, cellular component: cytosol. The record is from RefSeq and is a predicted model, not a curated record. Gene Ontology annotation, molecular function: metal ion binding; D-ribulose-phosphate 3-epimerase activity. The transcript has 9 exons. Gene Ontology annotation, biological process: pentose-phosphate shunt; carbohydrate metabolic process; pentose-phosphate shunt, non-oxidative branch.
GCGGGCCAAAAUCGAGCUGUCCUGUCCCUGUUGCCAUAUUCUCGUCAGUGCAGAUUGCGUUUAAGAUGGUCAAAGCUAUAAUUUCUCCCAGUGUUCUCGCCUCAGACUUUGGUCAAUUAACUGCAGAAUGUCAAAGAAUGAUAAAGGGAGGAGCAGAAUGGCUUCAUAUGGACGUGAUGGAUGGUCACUUUGUACCCAACAUCACCAUGGGCGCCCCCAUCCUUACCUGCGUCCACAAAGGCAUACCUGACAUUUUUAUGGACUGUCAUAUGAUGGUCGCCCAACCGGAGAAGUGGGUGAAUGACAUCGCCGAUGCAGGUGGUGCACUAUAUUGCUUUCACAUCGAGGCUACCUCCGAUCCGUUAUCGUUAAUUACAGCGAUUCAUGCCCGAAACAUGAAAGCUGGUGUUGCAAUAUCUCCAGAUACGCCAUCAAAUGCUAUCACCGAUGAGAUUGGAGAAAAGGCGGAUAUGUUAUUGGUGAUGACUGUAUACCCGGGACGUGGAGGCCAGAAGUUUCUGGAGCGAUGUGUUCCAAAAGUCGCUGAACUUCGUAGCCGAUUUCCGGAAAAGGAUAUCGAAGUUGAUGGUGGGGUUGGUCCCAAAACUAUCGAUGUUUGCGCAGAUGCCGGCAGCAAUGUCAUUGUCGCAGGAACAGCCAUAUUCAACGCUCCCAAUGCUGAAGAAGUUAUACAAUUGCUAAAGGAUACGGUUAACACUGCUCAAGCAAAGUUGGCUGUCAAAUAAUGAACAAAUUGGAAGAGGUUAACCUCCAAGUUCAUUAUAAAUACAAAGGUAAUACCCGAUAAAUCAUAUCCCGGAACCGGCAUUAUAGAAAGAUCAGUACAGCAGCCAUUCGCCAUAUAAAUUACAUCGCUCCCCACGUAUAUAAGAUUCGAAUGUCCGCUUCAAGACUGCAGACCAGCCAAGAUCGUUAGUAAAUAUGUCUUCAUGAGCUGCUUCCUCUCCUGCAGAGAAUCGUCUUCCCAAAUCGGGCCAAUUUCUUGAAGGAUCGAACGGCUUCCACCUAUAAAGAUAUUCAAUAUUUCGUCAAAC